This is a messenger RNA of Indicator indicator, 2043 nucleotides long. Its product is annotated as zinc finger protein 212-like. The transcript is spliced from 8 exons. Gene Ontology annotation, biological process: negative regulation of transcription by RNA polymerase II. Bases 1 to 2043 code for a protein of 680 amino acids. Gene Ontology annotation, molecular function: DNA-binding transcription repressor activity, RNA polymerase II-specific. The record is from RefSeq and is a predicted model, not a curated record. NCBI's taxonomy places the organism in Eukaryota, Metazoa, Chordata, Aves, Piciformes, Indicatoridae.
AUGGAGUCCCUGCACCCCCGGAGCUUCUGCUUCCCCGAGGCUCUCCCGGACGCCCCGGGCAAAGCCCCGUGUCCAGGUGGCGCCAGCAUCUCGCUGUGGACGGUGGUGGCGGCCGUGCAGGCGGUGGAACGGAGCGUGGACGCCCACACCUCGAGGCUGCUCAGCCUGGAGCACCGGGCGGUGACCGCCGAGAAGAAGUACUUGGACUGCGAGAAAACGGUGGUGGAUUUUGGGAACCAGUUGGAGAGCAAACUGGCCGUGCUGGGCACCCUGAUCCAGGAGUAUGGGCAGCUCCAGCGGCGCCUGGAGAACGUGGAGAACCUCCUCAAGAACAGGAACUUCUGGAUCCUCCGCCUGCCACCUGGGAGUGAGGUGUCCAAGAGCAAGGUCACAUCCUUAUCCCCUGAGGAGUGGGAGAGUCUGGAGAGCUGGCAGAGGGAGCUGUACACCAAUGUGGUCAGAGGGAAGAACGAAGCUCUCAUCUCCCUGGAUGAUGCAAUCUCCAAACCUGACCUUCUGGCCCGGCUUCAGAGGGUAGAAGCUCCCUGCAACGGGGCUGAGGCAGCUUUGAGAGAGGCUCUGGCAGACUCAAGUGCAGCAGCCCACAGCUUCCCAGAGCUGAGCUUUGUGGGUGGUGUGAAGCAGGAGGCCGAGCCAUGUGUGGAGGAGCGAGAAGCCAUGGAGGUUGUGGAGCUCACGGAGCUCAAUGUGGGGGACAGCAGAAUCCAUAUUAAGCAAGAGGAAGAGCUGUGUGCUGCAGAUCAGCAGGAGGAGGAAGAGGCUGGAGAAGCUGAUGAAGAGCCCUGCCCGGCAGAGCAAACAUUUUAUGAGCCUGAGGCUUCAGGUCAGACCAAACAAGGCAAAGAGACCUCUGCUGAGGAGGGCGAGGGCCUCCCCAGGGACCCUGAGGCAGCAGCAUUCCAAACUUACCCAACCCACGUUUUGUCAUGGAUUAAACAAGAGGAGGAGCUGCGGUGCCCUGAACCACAAGGGCAGGAGAGGGAAGAAACCCCUGCAAAUGCAAGUGCAGUGCAUGAUGAAAACACCAAGGCAGACCCUCCAGCUGAUUGCUUUCAAAGCACACCCUGUGACUCAGAGCUGCCAACAAGACCUGGAGAGAAGUUUUCCAAGGAUCCUAGCCCUGGAGGGACAUGGGAUGGUCAGUGGAAUUCAGAAAUGAUGGAAACCACCACCACUGGGAACAGCCUUGGGGGAGACAUUCGGUAUGACCAAGGGUUUGCUGAGCACUUGGAUUUCUUUAGCACUCAGGAAAACAGCAUUGGGAAGAGACCCUGCACGUACAGCAGAGGUGAGAGGAGCUCCAGCCAGCAGGAACAUCUCCAGCCUCCCAUGGGAGCCCGAGAAGGGGAGACAUUCCCAGGCCCCACAUGUGAGAAGAGUCUCAGUGAAAGGGUUUUCCACCUGCUGCACCCCCAGCCCUACACUUUGGGGGAGAAGGACGUGGGGCUGGGGGCUGCAACUGCCUCUUGUGAGGGGCUGCAGCCGGUGUGUGGCCAAACCCCUGUGGACAGAGCCAGGCUUGGGGCCCACGAUGGCCUGAGUGCAGAAGAGCAGCCAUCUGUAGAAGGAGAGGAGAACUUCCCAGUGGAAAACUCCUUGGCCAGCCCCUGCUGGGAUCACCCCCCAGACAAACCGGAGGGGUGCCCGCGGUGCCGGCAGCCCCGGGGCAGCCCAGCGAGCCAGCAGCAGGGCCAGGGCAGGGGCAAGUCUUACAUCUGCAGUGACUGUGGGAAAAGCUUCGUUUGCCACUCGUGGCUCGUCAGGCACCAGAUGACCCACACGGACGAGAGGCCCUACAAGUGCUCCGAAUGUGACAAAAGCUACAGGAGGAAGGAUUACCUCCUGAACCACCAGCGGCGCCACUCGGGGGAGGGCCUCUUCCAGUGCCCGCUCUGCAGGAAGAGGUUUGUGCUCAGGAGGAGCUUCAUGAAGCACCAGGAGAGCCACGUGCAGGAAACACACCUGACCCUGGCUGGUUGGCCCUGCACAGACAUCAGGGGGUCUGUGAUGCACUCCAUAUAG